UUGACAUUAUGCAAUUGAACCCUGCUCACAAGAUGGCAACAGUCCAGAAGUGGUCCAAAACUGUUCAGCCAGCUCAAAUAAUAUGGAAAAUUGUUUUUUUAAAACCCGGGCAAAUAAAAUCAACUGGUGCCAAAAAGAAUUCAGUGUUGAGGGCCACCACUGAAAAGGUCCUCUCCUCCAUGGAUGCAUAAUGCCUCUGGUCCUAUAGAACAUUCUUACAAUUGCACUGUAGAAGGUUUAAAAGAGGAGCAGGGAAUCUCAGGCCCGGAGGUCAGAAGCAUCCCUGAAUGUCCUGUAACUGCUCCUUGGAGCUCUCCUUAGGCCACACCCCUUCCCUCCAGGCCACACCCCUCACCUAUCCUUGCUUCACACCUUGAGUGCUUUUGCCUGGCUGGAAUCCAUCCAUGCCUGUACUUUGAGAAUGCCUUUUGCUUGUCUGGAUGGAGGGCAGAAAGAGGAAUGUGAAAGUAUGGAGAAACUCACCUGUAUGAAAGAUUAAAAAAUAAUGAUGAUUUGUUGCCUUACCCACUUUUCUCUCUGGCCCCACCAAUCCCUGGCACAUGGCCCUCAGAAAGUUGCCCAGAAGGGAAAGCGGCUCCCAGACUAAAAAAAACUUCCAAUUUCCUGCUUUUAUGUAUUCAAUUGGGCUUUGUGGAUUGUAGUACUAUUUGCUUGCCUAGUUUUCACGUGGGACGGGCCAUGUUUGGCUCAUCAUAUUAAUGUAAUUAGCAGGGAAACUAAUUGUGCUAAUAGAGACAUAAUGGGGGGAGGGGCACACUAGUCCCCUAUUCCAACGCAGAGCAAGAAAACAGGCACCAUCUCUCUUAAACACAGAAUAUGUGGAACAGCACACACUGAAGCUUCUCUCCUGGUUUCAUUACUGCAGCAAGUGCCUUCUCGACAAAGAGCAAAUAAACUGAACCAGGAAGUCCAAACACAGCUUCCUUCUUUGGUACAAUAAAAAAGAGAAGUUGGCUGAUGAGAUGUAAAGUGAAACUUGGUACUUUUGGACAUUUUGAGAAAGCAGAAACGCAGCUGCCAUGAAGUUCUGGAGACUCUAAAAACCAUUGUCAGGGAAACAAUUUCUAGAUUAUUAACCAGCUCCGCAAUGGAGGAAGGCCAACCUUGCUUACAAGACCAUCACAAGGAAGUCCAAGGGGUUAUAGCCGAGUCUGCUGAUGACGCCCAUUCAGAUGAAGGAGAUGGCUAUGAAACCCUAACUUCAUUUCAGCCAACCCAGGAGCAGACAGAACCCACUGAUAUCUCAGGUGACGAAAGAGUCCAAAGUCCCAACUCUUCCAUGACAACUAAGGAACUCCAAGAAUACUGGCGGAAUGAGAAGCGCAAUUUCAGAGAAGUCAAGGUCCUUUUCGAAAUCCCGUCAGCCAGAAUUGUAGAGAAGCCCUUCUCUAAAUAUGUGACGUACCAGAUCCUCAUCAUCCAGACGGGCAGCUUCGACAGCAACAGAUCAGUAAUUGAGCGUCGGUAUUCAGAUUUCGAAAAGCUGCACAUGAAUCUUCUGAAGGAGUUUUAUGAUGAAAUGGAGGAUAUUGUAUUUCCCAAGAAGUGUAUGACAGGGAACUUCACAGACGAAAUCAUCAUCGAGAGGAAGUUAGCCUUCCAAGAUUACUUGCGGCUUCUGUAUUCCAUGGAAUACACCCGGACAUCUAGAAUAUUCAUUGACUUCUUAGUGAGACCGGAACUGGAGGAGGCCUAUAGUUGCCUCCGGGGAGGACAGUUUACCAAAGCUUUGGAGGUACUUCUGGAAGUUAUAGCUCUGCAAGAGAAACUUGUCAAGCAUCGGCCCACCCUAUUGGUCCCAACUCUCUGUGCCAUAGUCGUCUGUCACAAAGAUCUGGAAAAUUCCAGAGGUGCCUACGAAUUUGGAGAGAAAGCUUUGCUACGCCUUGAGAAGCAUCCUGGUCACAGGUACUACAUGCCCCUGCUGGAAACAAUGAUUUCCUUAGCAUACGAACUUGGCAAGGACUUUCUAUACUUCCAAGAGAAGAUGGAGGAAAGGAAGGCCAAAAAACGGCUAACUAAAAUGGUGUCCCUAAAAGAACUUGCAGUUCAAGAGUACAUAGACUGAGAGAAGCUGGGAAAGGUGCAGAAAAGGCGUAAAGACAAUAAUUAAGCAAUUGGCACACCUUCUAGAAGGAUGAAGGAUGAAAGCCUGUUUGGGACUUUUUUGCUUAGGCCAGAGGCAGGGAGCCUUCUUUCAGCCCAAGGGCCACAUUUCCUGAUGGGCAACUUUCUGGGAGCCAAACUUAUUUCAUUUAUUUAAUACAAUUUAUAUCCCGCUUGAUUGUAAAAAAAACCCACAACAACCUCAAAGCAGUUUGUAAAAAGAAAAAAAACUAUUAGAUUAUCAGUAGCAACAGUUAAAAACAACUUUUUAAGACAUUCAAAAAAUAAUAAAAAUCAGUAGAAAGCUAAAAACCAAAUUAAAGCACAUGUCAGCAUUCUGCAUUUCUAGAUAGGCUUAUGUAAACAUAAAUGUUUUUUAGCAGACACUGAGAAGAGUACAGUGAAGGGACCUGCCUAAUGUCAAUAGGCAAGGAGUUCCAAAGUGUGUGUGUUGCCACAAAAAAACACUGAUCUCUUACAGAUGUGGAACAGGUAUUAUGUGGCACCUGCAACAUGCCACUGGCAGGUGGGGCUAGAGGCAAAGGUGUGUGAUGAUAGAGGUGUGACUCUUACCUUUGUGCAGUAUAAGGCAGAGGUUUCUACAUAAAAUGUACCCACAUUAAAUAUAAUAUCCACAUACCCAUGUUUGCAUCUGCCUCCAUCCACCACCACCAUGUGGCCCCUAAAUGGUUGCCCGGGAGGGAAUGUGGCCCUUGGGCUGAUAAAGGUUUCCCAUCCCUAUUAUAUGUGAAUAGUAUUUGCUGCUUUCCUUUUCUAUGAAUUAUUAAUAAUUUUUUUGUAUUGUUUUGUAUUGCAAGGAAUCCUAUUAGAACCUCCCCUUAGAAGCUGGUUGGUUGGUUUUUAUUAAGCAGUUUAUACGUUUAUCUAAAUGAAUAAAUAACAUCCAUAUUGA
Podarcis raffonei (Aeolian wall lizard) is the source of this 3040-nucleotide messenger RNA. RefSeq names its product sorting nexin 20 (gene SNX20). The record is from RefSeq and is a predicted model, not a curated record. Gene Ontology annotation, molecular function: phosphatidylinositol phosphate binding. NCBI's taxonomy places the organism in Eukaryota, Metazoa, Chordata, Lepidosauria, Squamata, Lacertidae. The transcript is spliced from 4 exons. Gene Ontology annotation, biological process: protein transport. The coding region runs from base 1109 to 2089 and encodes 326 amino acids. Gene Ontology annotation, cellular component: early endosome membrane.